CUCGCGGCAUGGUCCCUCUUAUAUGGCUGAAGCCCAUGACGUGAUUGCCAAUUCAGCUUACACCUGUACCGAGGAUGGCACUGAGAUCUAUGACAUAAACGGAUUUCGCAUCACCCAGGCAGCCGAUGGCCUGGUGAAGGUCACUCGUGUGGACAACAAGUGCUUGAUUCGCACCAGUCCCGGCAAUGGAUCGGCCACUUUGACCACACCUGGCAUCCAUUGCACUGCCUCUCUGGGCAAGACCUCGCAUCUGUUUGUUCGUCGCAAUGAGAAGCGCAUGCACUUCUAUGGAUCCUGUUUCAUUGUACGCAACGCCGGACCCUCCGCCGGCUUCAAUGAGAACAGCCUGCUGAUUGUCUACUGAGCGGCGUUCGUAGUCCGGAGAUAGAAACGGCGCAGUGGUAGCCCAUCCCACACGCACACACUCACACAUGUCAACACAUUUCACCUGGAACACAUACAUAGACACCUACAGCAGCACACUUGAGGGACCUUGACGUGGAGAGAGGGAUUCAGUUAGGAUCCCGA
Drosophila miranda is the source of this 528-nucleotide messenger RNA. RefSeq lists its product as uncharacterized. The record is from RefSeq and is a predicted model, not a curated record. The coding region runs from base 23 to 364 and encodes 113 amino acids. The transcript has 2 exons. NCBI's taxonomy places the organism in Eukaryota, Metazoa, Arthropoda, Insecta, Diptera, Drosophilidae.